This is a messenger RNA of Punica granatum (pomegranate), 2006 nucleotides long. The record is from RefSeq and is a predicted model, not a curated record. NCBI's taxonomy places the organism in Eukaryota, Viridiplantae, Streptophyta, Magnoliopsida, Myrtales, Lythraceae.
AUGAAGCGCAUCAUACAUAGAAGAUUCGUGCCCGAGUACUACAAGCAAGACUUGUUCCUCAAACUGCAGAGAAUUCGUCAGGGAGGUAUGUCCGUUGAACAUUAUGUCAUGGAGUUCGAAAUGUUGUCGAUGAGAUGCGAACCGAGUGAGCCACGGGAGCAGACCAUUGCUCGAUUUAUUGGUGGCUUGAACAAGGAAAUUGCGGAUGUCGUAGAGUUGCAGCCCUAUGUCUUUUUGGAAGAUGUGAUUACGCUGGCCAGUAAGGUGGAAAAGCAGCGAAAACGCAGCAAACUCAAUGCAUCGCGGGUGCUUUACCCAAAACCAGUGGCUGCUAGUUCAGGAUCCUCUUCGAAGUGGAAUGCGCAGCAGAAAGUUGUAGGAGGCUCUCAAAGGCCUCAAGCUGAGGCGACAAAGGGAAAGGAGACGCACACUGAUCCGCAACGCCCUGUUCGGAGUCCAGACAUCAAGUGCUUCAAAUGUCUUGGAUUAGGAUAUAUAGCUUCCCAAUGUCCGAAUCGGCGAGCGAUGACCAUCCAGAGCACUCAAGAGAUCGAGAGUGAAGAUGAAGGGGUGGAUGAGGAGGUUUCUGGAGGUGCGCAGGGAGAGACUGUAGAACUGAAUCUGGCUACUACAAAGCAUCCAUGCCCCUAUAAGUUGAGAUGGCUGAAUGACCAAGGCGAGGUACGAGUCACUCAGCAAGUUUGUACUCCAUUCUCAAUUGGGAAGACCUAUAAAGAUGAAGUAUUAUGUGACGUGGUUCCAAUGAGUGCAAGCCAUCUUCUGUUGGGAAGACCGUGGCGGUACGAUAGGAGGGCUUUGCACGAUGGAUACAAGAACACUUAUUCAUUCACCAAAGAUGAGAAGAGCAUUGUCCUAGCACCGCUUACUCCACAGCAAGUGCAGAAGGACCAGAGUCCGAGUGCCAAUGGCUCGAAGAAAGAAAGCUUGGAAGCCACACCUGAAGAGCAGGUUUCUCUUCCGCCUCGGUUCAUGGCUCUCUUAAAGGAGUCCAUUGAUGUAUUUCCUGAGGAGUUGCCGGAAGGGUUGCCUCCGAUUAGGGGGAUUGAGCAUCAAAUUGAUCUCGUUCCUGGAGCGACUUUGCCUAAUCGACCGGCAUAUCGUUGCAAUCCGAAUGAGGCGAAAGAGCUGCAACGGCAAGUGAAUGAAUUGCUUGAGAAGGGUUAUAUCGAUCUGAAAAGUGGAUAUCAUCAAAUCCGCAUGAAGGAGGGAGAUGAGUGGAAGACAGCCUUCAAGACCAAGCAUGGUCUAUAUGAGUGGAUGGUUAUGCCGUUCGGACUGUCCAAUGGUCCUAGCACAUUUAUGAGGCUGAUGAACCAUGUCUUGCGGGAAUUCAUUGGCCAUUUUGUCGUUGUUUACUUUGACGACAUUUUGGUCUAUAGCAAGACCCUCGAUGAGCAUGCUGAGCAUCUUAGGAGAGUUUUCAAAAUUCUGAGACGAGAGAAGUUAUAUGGCAAUAUGAAGAGGUGUCGAUUCUGCCAGGACAGAGUCGUCUUUCUUGGCUUUGUUAUCUCUCAGCAGGGCGUCGAGGUGGACGAAGAAAAGGUCAAGGCUAUUCGAGAAUGGCCCACUCCCACUACCGCAUCCGAGGAGAAGCUGUGUGCAGCUCCUAUCUUAGCCCUACCUGACUUUUCCAAGACGUUUGAAAUCGAAUGUGAUGCAUCAGGAGUUGGAAUUGGAGCUGUUCUUAUGCAAGACAAACGCCCAAUAGCUUAUUUCAGUGAGAAGCUAAGUGGUGCGAGUCUGAACUACUCGACGUACGAUAAGGAGUUUUAUGCUCUGAUCCGGGCUCUUGAGACGUGGGAACACUACUUAGUCCCCAAGGAGUUUAUCAUUCACACCGAUCACGAGUCCCUAAAGUAUUUGAAGGGACAAAAUAAGUUGAAUCGAAGGCAUGCCAAAUGGGUGGAAUACUUGGAGAUAUUUCCUUAUGUCAUCAAGUACAAACAAGGAAAUAUUAACAUCGUGGCUGAUGCCCUAUCUCGAAG